Messenger RNA from Fonticula alba, 2951 nucleotides. RefSeq lists its product as hypothetical. The record is from RefSeq and is a predicted model, not a curated record. The transcript has 11 exons. Gene Ontology annotation, molecular function: structural constituent of nuclear pore. Bases 120 to 2699 code for a protein of 859 amino acids. Gene Ontology annotation, biological process: positive regulation of DNA-templated transcription; protein import into nucleus; mRNA export from nucleus. NCBI's taxonomy places the organism in Eukaryota, Rotosphaerida, Fonticulaceae. Gene Ontology annotation, cellular component: nuclear pore outer ring.
CUCUCUCUCCCCCCCCCCUCCCCACUUGCCCCCGUAUCCUCGUCGCCCUCUCGGUUCUCCCUGGUCUUUGCUCUCUUCCUCUCUUCCGCCCCCUGAACGCGACGCCGGCCCGCCCCAGGAUGUCCGCCACCUCCUCCAGCACCGUCUCCCGCUCGACCAGGGCCAUCUCCGCCCUGCUGCGGGGCGGGGACGCGGCCUCCGAGGACUCCACCCCUGCCGGUGGGUACCCAGCCAACCCUCUCCCCAAUGCCAUGUUCCGGUCUUACUCCUCUCACACUGCGGCCACCAAUGUGGACGUGGAGCUGCCGGCCGGUGCGGCUGGUGCCGCGCUCGGCCUGGCCUGGUGUGGUGACCGCAGCUUUGCCCUUUUCACCGGAUCCGAGCGGCCGUCUGUCGCGGGCGAGGCGAAGGCCCUCGCCUCGAGCGAUGGCGGCGCCAACGCUGGCGGGCACAUUUCUGCCACGGCCUCACUCCUGAGCCAGGUGUCGCAAAAGGCCGGGUCGAUGUCCCGGGAGCCGGCAUUCUCGCCGACCGCCGCGGCCGGGAUUCAGUUGAUGGCCGCGCGGCCGGGUUUCCUGGCAGCUGACCUUCGUCCGCUGCUCAUCCAGUCGUACACGGUGUUCUCCCUGCUGCAGCGCCUCAUGGAGGCCGUCAAUUCCGGGGCCAUGCUGACCACCCUGUCGGACCUGGCCGUCCGGUCGCUGGCCACCUCGGCCAAGCUGAUCAGCUGCUCCUCGGCUCCGGACACGGCCCCUGGCUCGCCGAAUGUCGAUGCCCUGUCGUCGUCGUCCUCGUCAGCCCUCUCGUCUCCGACCCUCCCGGCCGCCGAUGCCACCAACAUCCAGCUCCUCACGAACAUCUUCCGCUCGCGCCCGGCCGCGGACAUCCCGGCCCAGGAUGUGGCUCUGCGCAUCCUUUUCCAGGUGUCCUCCAGCUAUCGGGCAUCGCUGGAGCAGCAGUGUGUCCACCUGCAGGGGCUCCUAGAUGAGGAGCUGUCCCGGGGGGGCCCGGCCGACCGGAUGACCAUCGGACCGCGCGCCACCGAGAUCGGCACGGCUGUGGCCCACCUGCGUGAUGUCCACUCCAUCUGGCUGCUGGCCGAGUUGCUGUAUAUCGGCUCGUCUUCCUCCGACAUGAUCGACAUCAUCCUGCACUGGUCGCGCUUUUCCAAGGCUCUCCCGGAGGAGCGCCGCUUCCUGCAGGCCCCGAAGUCCCUUUCCCAGGAGAGUCUCAUCAUCCUCUUCCUCAGCCUCAUCUGCCGCGGACAGAUUCACUUCGCCGCGCAGGUCCUCUCCCACGUCAACUCCCCGGGCGCGCAUGCCUUCCGCACUCUGCUUCUCGCCUGCCCGAUGCCGGAGCCCGGCGCCGGGAAUGGCCCGAUCGCGCAUCUGCGCUCGCGCGCCUACAAUCAAUGGCUUGGCACCCUGCAAAAGUGCACCAGCCAGCCGAUUUUGGCCGACCCGGACCUCGGCCCGGUCCUGCGUAUGAUGCAGGGCGAUGCGCACGUCAUCUUCCGGCUGACCGGGGCCCGCUGGUUCGAUCUCCUGACCAGCACCCUGUGCUACACACCGGAGCUUAGCCUGUCCAAUCACAUCGAGGUCGGGCAUCUUUUCACUGCCCUCCAGCUCUCCACUGGCGGGCUUCCCCUGGCCGACCAGAUUGAGAUCAGCCUCCUUCGCAUGCACCUGACCUCGGCUCUCCGCUUCUGCUCCGAGCUUGAUCCCUGGCUUUCGGCCCACCUGACGGACUUGCUCUUCCAUUCCGGCUCCCUGGAAAGCGAGCUCCUCGUCCAGGCCAACGAUGUGCCAGCCGGGCCGUCAAGCGCCGAUAUUCGCCUGCAUUUCCUGGCCCCAUACGGCACGGCGCUCAUGGAGCAGCACAACCUUUGGCGCCUGGGCGUGGACUACUUGUCCUCGUGCGGGCCGCCCGGGGCCGCCAUGUUGGAGGCGCUCAUCUUGCGCCUGCCGCUGGGCACCGAUGAGCAGGUUGCCCGCGUGGUCGACGUGUGCGAGAUGCUGCAGCUGACGGACUGCGUGUCGGACGUGUACUCGGUCCUGGCUCGGCGAGCCCUGUCCACCGGGGCCCCGGUCAAGGCCCUGCACUAUUACUUGCUGACCAGCGACCCGGUCGAGGGGUCGCGCCGGGUUCUCUCCUGGCUGUGCCAGCGCCUCGUCGGCACUCCAUCCCCAGAGACCCUUGCCCUGCUGCAGGGGUUCGCCGAGCAGAUUGAGAUUGUCCUGCAAAGCCAGGCUCUCCGCUCGGGGCCGGUCUUGCCUGAUCUGCAGCUCUUCGUGCACUUCUGCCACCUCCGCCAGCGCUUCGAGCAGGGCGAUCUCCCGGGGGCAGUGCACACCCUGCGUAGCAUCUUCAUGCGUCCGGCCGAGUUGUCGGUCUUCUCCCCCUCGACGCACAUCUGGCCGCUGGUCUUUGAGACAGCCUUGCCGUUGAUCCGCGAUUCCCCGGAUCUUGUGGCCCACGAGCUGGCCAGCAAGAUGCUUGCCCAGCUCGACCAGCUGGCCACCAUCGUGCAGUUCAUGGCCCGGCAGCCGCCGACCGGCCCGGCGGCCGGCGCGCCGCAUGGGGCCCGCCGCGGCCCCGCCCCCCCCGUUGAUGGUGCCGCUCUUGACCGCCUCCAGCCCGUUCGCGUUGCUCUUGUCCUUGUCCUGGGUAGCUGCUUCUUUGACAUCAGCAAGCACUAGAAGAAAGCUCCCCCGCCGUGUUCGCUUUUCCCGUGCCGCUGCUCCGGAUCCCCCACCCUCGCCUGCGAGGGAGGGGGGCCGAACAGGGCAGGGCAACCGGAAAAAGCGAGCGAAAAAAAUCCCCCGAGCCAGCCCCCAACCCCGUGUCGUAUCUCGCCCGGCCCGAACUGCCGACGGAGAUGAAUAAAUAUACAACCAGUGUAUCACGUUGGCGCACAAGCGCGUCACGUUGUCCAUCAGGUGAUUCCCCGC